Centruroides sculpturatus (bark scorpion) is the source of this 1105-nucleotide messenger RNA. RefSeq lists its product as uncharacterized. The coding region runs from base 144 to 1085 and encodes 313 amino acids. The record is from RefSeq and is a predicted model, not a curated record. Lineage: Eukaryota; Metazoa; Arthropoda; Arachnida; Scorpiones; Buthidae. The transcript has 2 exons.
UCUGCAACAAUAUAAUUUAUCGCCAACAAAAUAUUGUAUCGAUUGUUUGCAAGACACGAAAUAAGAUAAAAGUACUGAAUAUUAUUUGAGGUUUAGUAAAAUGUGUACAUAUUUAUUUACUUGUUUUAAAUCUAAAGGAAACAAUGUACUUCUCUAAACUCAAAAAAUCUUCAAACAGAAAUAGGAAGAAACCUUCAGUAAAAAAAACUGAAAAAAUUGAACGCUCUUUAACCAUUCCUGAAAAUAAUGAUGAAAUUUGGACGAGUAAAAUCGUAAAUAAGCCACAUUUUGAGGAAGAAUCCGUGCACGAAUUCUCGGGAUUGAAAAGAAUCCAAAAACUCAUUAACAUUCAGAAAUUACUUGGUCCUUCUCUACCUGGCACAUCAAUAGUUCCAAUUCAUCGUCCAAGUAUAUCAAUUAUGUUACAGGCAAAGAGAGAAUCGGCGUUUUCAUCAUCUGAAGUUUCGUUAUUUUCAGAUCAAAUUCCGAUAAUAGAAGCUCUUGAAAACGUUCAGUUAGUGCUUUUAAAUCAAUAUCCGGGUGUAUCGACUUUUUUCUAUUUUAGAAAUCAUAAAAGUAAAAAUCAGUUUUUGACAGAAGUGGGUAUUGUAUUAACAAAGCCUUUCAGUACAGAAAAAAUAGAGGAAAUGAGAGUUAAAUUUAAUUUUGGUGAAGUUGAAAUCAUUCCGGUACAUUGUGGACUGUGUGACGUAGUAUUCUCUGAAGCGGAUAUUCAGCUAGUUGAUUUACUAAGACACGAAUGUGUCAUAGAAAAAAAUAAGCUCUCAGCAACGAUAUUAUAUAAAUGUGCUCUUUGCAAUAAGCAAGACGAGAAGAAGGAUACCAUUAGAAAGCAUAUAUUCAGCCAUAUCUUGAGUAAUGAUCUGUUUUGUUUGUCUUGUUGUAAGAAGAAAUAUCAAUAUCAAUCUGACAUCAGUAAGAAAGUUCUUUCGCAAGUAAUGUCUGUAUUAGAUCACCAGCCAUAUAGCCCAAUUUCGUGCAAGUUCCCGUCAUUUUUAUAUUGUCAACAUUGCAAUAUCACCUUGUGUAACUGGAAAACAUUUUUUAAGAAUAUUAAAAAUUAAAUCGCACAUAAGCUAAACUA